This is a messenger RNA of Drosophila obscura, 2647 nucleotides long. Its product is annotated as major facilitator superfamily domain-containing protein 6. Gene Ontology annotation, cellular component: membrane. Lineage: Eukaryota; Metazoa; Arthropoda; Insecta; Diptera; Drosophilidae. The coding region runs from base 943 to 2535 and encodes 530 amino acids. Gene Ontology annotation, molecular function: transmembrane transporter activity. The record is from RefSeq and is a predicted model, not a curated record. The transcript has 5 exons.
AACAAAAGAAGUGUCGAGGUGCGAUCGGUUCGUUCUUUAAUUCAUUUUAAUUGAUUAAUAAAAACCCUCUGCAUUAUUAAUAUGCGGGUGUGUGUCUGUGCUAACGUGGGAGCUGUGCAUCUGCUGCGAACUUAAUGCAAAAAUAACCAAGGUGCCAGGUGGAACGAUGAAUAAAACGUAAAUGUGCUUCCUGCUUGUGAAUAUCUCUCGAGUGCCAACUAAUCUGUAAAAGUGUAGCCACCAGCGGCAUGCGAGUACUAAUCAAUUAAUAGCCUAUUCGUUCAGCGUGCUCCCUUAGUAAUUGUACUUAUCGUCUCACAUUUGUCUUGCUGCUGGUACGCGACGCAGUCUUAGACAUUUUACACCGGCUAAUGCCUCCAAAAUAGUUAAUUUAAAUGCUCCGUGAAUGGAGUUUAAUGCCAAAUGCCACGUAUAUUUAAUCAAUUGCAAUGCAGAAUAUCCUGUUUUUGAGUUGUGACAAAUUUUUCCUGUUUCCCUGGCAACAACAAACCCAAGUGCAUGGCAACAAUAACAAAAAAAAGCAGCAAUAACAUGAACAGCUGAUGCACAGUGCUGGCCAAUGCUGCAAUUCCCGUAUGCAACUGAUCCAGAACCAUUGCCCCCUGUAUACGCCCCCUGGCAUUAAAUCAACUUACAUUUGCCAUCAUCGGGCGGUGCCACAGCCACGCAUGUUGAUAAGAAGGCCGCAAUCAACAGUCCCACAUAAAAUAUAAAUACUCCCCCCGAGCACCGAGCACCGAGCCCCGAGCCACGACAGCCGACAAACGUCGAAGACGAAAAGUGCAAACAGAAUAUGAACUUAUCUGGCUAACACCAGACACCGACACCCAACCAACCCCGAAGUUCACUCAAGACAUGACUUGGCCUUAAAAUUGUGAUAUAUUUCUGAGCAUUUUUGCCAAUUGUAGACCAGCAAGGACAAUGGUACGACUCAAUCGACGCCUGCUGCCCAUCAAGGCGCAUUUCUUCUUCUUUAUGGCGGCCAUGGGUCCCAUACUGCCGCAGCUGUCGGUGAUUGGCAAGCAAAUUGGCAUCCCGCCGGAUGUGAUGGGCUACAUAAUGGCCGUCCUGCCCAUCCUGUAUGUCCUGGCCAAGCCCCUGGUGGGCUUCCUCGCCGACUAUUUCACGAGCCUGCGCAAGUUCAUCUUUAUGACUUUGAUCCUGGUGAUGACGCUGGCCUAUGCUGGCUUCUACUUUCUGCCCAGCAGCAACCAUGCCAUACGGCUGGACGAGGGCAGUGCCAGGUGGAAUGUCACCCUGCUGGAUGCACCAGCAGAAUGCCCCCCCGAGGUGUUCUCCUCUCCCGCCUACUGCCAGACGGUGCACUCGGCGGAGUGCGACGGCUUUCAGGCGCUGAUUGUGGCGGGGCUGAAUCUCAGCCAGAACCUGCAGCAUGGCAAUGAGAGCCUGCACAUGUGCAGCCUUGAGGCGGGCUCGCUGGCCAGUGGGAACGUCUCCUGCCUGCUGCAGCACACCGACAGCUGCAUCUAUGGGAGCGGCAAGUUCUGGCUGUACGUCUGCCUGCUGUUCAUUGGCACCAUUGGCUUCAAUGUGACCAACUCCAUAUCGGAUGCCUGCUGCUUCGAUCUGCUGGGCGACGAGGAGCAGGACAAGUACGGGGCCCAGCGGGUGUGGGGCACCAUUGGCUUUGGCGCCACCGCCCUGCUGGCGGGCAUUGUGGUCGAUCUGUGGACCGCGGAUGCCGUCAAGAGCCUGACGCCCGCCCUGAUCAUCAUGGGCGUGUUCAGCGUGCUGGAUCUGGCGAGCGUGUCCAAGCUGAAGCUGCCCAAGCUCGGUGGCUCCGAGUCCAUUGCGGCGGAUGUGUGGCAACUGGUGCGACAGCCGCCGAUUGUCGUCUUUCUGGUGUUUGCCACCGUGGCGGGCAUCAUCGACUCGUUCAUCAUCUACUUUAUGUUCUGGCACGUGGAACAGGUGGCCGAGGAGACCGGCUACAUGCAUCAGAUCAAGCUGAUCGAGGGCCUGGUGGUGGCCGCUGAGUGCCUGGCCGGCGAGGUGCCCUUCUUCUUCUACAGCGGCAAGAUCAUCAAGAAGCUCGGCUACGUCCACUGCAUGAGCAUGUGCUUCUUCUUCUAUGCGCUGCGCCUGUCGCUGAUUGCCUGGAUACCGAACCCCUGGUACCUGGUGGGCGUCGAGCUCUUCUUCCAGGGCAUCACCUAUGCCCUCUGCUACACGUGCAUCGUGGCCUACGCGUCGGCUGUGGCGCCGCCAGGCACCUCCGCGACAGUUCAAGGUCUCAUGGCCGGCAUGGACGAUGGCCUGGGCUUCUCGAUUGGCUCUCUCAUCGGCGGCUUCAUGUUCAAGCGACUCGGCGGACGGGAGAGCUUCAAGUACUUUGCCAUUGUCGCCAUCUGCACCUGUGUGGCCCACAUCCUGGUGCGUCCCAUCUCACGCAAGCGGCAGUUCCUGCCCAAGCAGGUCUACCAACAGCCCACGGAACAGGCGCGGGACGAGACCAAAUAUCCGCCAGCACAGGAGCUGCAGGACGUGCGAUAAUAACCCCCAGGACUAUCUCUAUAUAUGUUUUAGGAUAUUUUAUUGUGUGUAUUUGUUGCAUAUUUUUAUACGAACUUUGUCAAAGAACAAGAAAGAAACUUGUUGCCCCAAA